AUGGGCUCGCUGCAGCCGUUUAUGCUGAAUGAACUUUUCUUAUAUUCCUACCAGUCUCACUUCGGUGCAAAGUUAGAAUAUCUGCUGUCGUCAAGAGCGGAGAUAAUCAGUCGCAUGCAUAGACCUCCUCCUGCUGAAGGCAACAAUUUGGAAGAACUCUUAGGAGAGGAGCCGGUACCACCUAUUCCUGUUCCUAAGCCGAAUGUUCCGGUUUGGCCAGACGAAAAAGCUGCAGCAUAUUGUGCCCUUACUCCUCCACUAGAAACCUUUAUGGUUGUACCGGAUGAAAUUCGACGGGACCAAUUUUUCCGCACUGCACGCCAGGAUGACAUGCUGAUCGGUUGUGUUAGUGCAAUCCAAGAUUCUGGUUUGAUAAUAACGUUGUUGGCGUACGACCAAGGACCUCGUCGUGAUUUUGAUGGACUUAGACUGACAGGUUUUUGUCCAGUUCGUCAACUCCCAAAGUAUGCUACACAUGGAAAUGCACUUGAUGCUUUCCAAAUGGGGGAUAAAGUAAGGGCUUUUAUUCUGGAUGUCCACCAUUCUGGUCGCCUGAUACUGAGUAUGAAUGAUAAAGCCCUUAACACGGAUAUCUACGGCAAUGUUACCCUUGGUAUUAUAUCGGAUGAUGAUUUGCCUCUGCACUACAGAAAGUUGCAGAAUCUAGAUGGGAAGUCAUUCGAAGCGUGCCUUGAAGGAACCCCACAGUUUCGUAAUCCCGAUGGACUUCGUGUCCUUUGCUCAAGAUUUGGCAUUCCUCGUGCUUCUGCGUGCAGUUUGCUGUUGUCGAUGGCGAGGAUAAACCUCCCGAAGCCCGAAAUGGCUUGUGAACUCCGGCGAGUGCAACUUUACAAUAUGUCAAUGAGGCAUGUGGCACAGGGGGUCAAGUAUUUCAAGGACGGUAGGAAUACCGAAGCCCUUCAGUGCUACAACUUUGCCAUCGAAGUCGAAGGCAGUAAUGCCGACGCCUAUGUCGCUCGUGGUGCUUUGUAUGCAUCCAUCGGGACUUACAUCAAAGCACUGGAUGAUUUGGAGAAAAGCUUGGUACUGCAACCUAAUCAUGCAAAUGCAAAGAACUAUCUCGGCCAAACACUUCUUGCCUACGCCUGCGAGUUAUCUGCUAAAGACCCUUCUAAAGCUGAACAACUUCUUAAACGCGCGUUAACUCUGGACCCUAACAACGAGGAGGCUCGUGAAGCACUUCGAGAUCUACCCGGAGGUGGUAACAGUAAUAUUGGUGGCGCCCAAAGUCGUGAUGUCAGUAUGCGUUCGUGGUCCCGCUCGCCCUCCCCAGCUGUAAGCAAACGAAACAAUGCGCCUGCAGUGGUGACUGCGGCCGCACAGCGACACGGUGGGGGCACAGACCUUUCUCCGCCCGGUUCCCCUCCUGUGCAACGCGGAAACCAGUAUUCUCAUUUCGAACGUUCCCGUGCUACGCUCGAACAGCUUGUUAGCGAAGAUCGUUCUCGACGCGAGGCGAUGCGGAGAGGUCGUGGAGCCUCUGGUGAUGACUUACAUUCCCCUCAAUCUCGAGGUUACUACGGUGAUGACAGAUAUCGUGAUGAGGCUAAGCGAUCUGAAAAAGGUGGUCACGUUGAAAAGGGAAACUUGGCAAAGAUCGUAAUUACCAGAGAUCGGUCGGGUCGUGUUAUCCGGUGCGAAGAUGAAGGGCAGUGGGAGGAAAGUGAACGCGAUAGAGGCGACAUUCAGGCACGCGGUCGACGUGGUGGUGGUGGUGGUGAGCGUGAUUAUCGCAGGUACGAUGGUGACAGAGAAAGAGACUGGCGAGAUGAUCGUCGCAGGCGGGAUGAUUGGAAGAAUUUUGAAGAUCAUGGUUCGACGCCAGGUGGGAAUUUUUUUUUUAACGAACCGUCGAUAAAUAACUUUAAGGUUAAAGAUGUCUACACUCCUCCAAAAGAUGCAGUUGAAGUAGAGAAUGGGGUGCUCACUCACUAUGUGAACAAGAGUGACCUACCACUUACGUCUAAGACCCUUCAAGACCGAGUUCAGCAACGCCUCAAGGACAUUGAACGUCGGCACCGCGGUGAACCUGGUGUUGGCGGAGAUGGUGGAGGUCCACCUUCUGGGGAGGGAAAUUGGCGUGGGCGUGGUGGAUUUCGUGGAGUUGGUGAUCGCGGUUUUUACCCUCGAGGGCGUAGCGGUCCCAGAGGUGGUCCACGUGGCAGUUGGCGAGGCUCUUGGCGUGGGGAUGACGGUGGUGGCGAUUGGAGAGGUGGUCGUCGUGGUGGUUGGUAUGGGAAUCGCGAUCGGUACGGUGUUGAUAGGCGCGGUGAUGGAGGUCCUGACGAGUUCCGUAAACGCAGACCGAGACGUAUUUCGCGGGCGCGUAUAAAGACACCACCGCUUGCCCCGUUGACAAAUCGACAGAGCGACUCGGAAGAGCAAAUGGCAGAUGUCGAGCAGUUUGUGGCUCAGCUCCAGGCGAAGCGUCAGCUGCAAGCAGAGCAGGCAGCCGCUGCCACGCAACCCCUCAUCGGACCCCAGAUGCCAUCCGCCUCAACGGAGUAG
Molecule: messenger RNA, 2529 nt
Organism: Mesocestoides corti
Lineage: Eukaryota; Metazoa; Platyhelminthes; Cestoda; Cyclophyllidea; Mesocestoididae
Source: the annotation of a GenBank genome assembly